Messenger RNA from Carassius carassius (crucian carp), 3774 nucleotides. RefSeq names its product NACHT, LRR and PYD domains-containing protein 12-like. The record is from RefSeq and is a predicted model, not a curated record. Bases 17 to 3418 code for a protein of 1133 amino acids. The transcript has 9 exons. Gene Ontology annotation, molecular function: protein binding. NCBI's taxonomy places the organism in Eukaryota, Metazoa, Chordata, Actinopteri, Cypriniformes, Cyprinidae.
UAAUUGGUGAAGGACGAUGGCGUCUUUUAAAGAUCUGCUCAUGGAAUCACUGAAGGAACUGGUAGAAGAUGAACUGGAGGAGUUUCAGUGGCACUUAGAGAAAGAUCAUGAGGGUAUAUCAAAGUCUGAAAUUAAGAAUGCAAAUAGGUUAAAAACAGUGGAUAAGAUAGUGGCGUGUUUUGGACCAGAAGAAGCUGUGAAGAUCAUGGUUGACACCCUGAGGAAGAUGAAUCAGAAUGAACUGGCUGAACAGUUAGAGAACAAACACAAGAAAGCAAGUGUUUCUCUCACGGCUCAGGCUGAUGGCAAUACGAACACAUCUGUCCGUUUUGGAGCUAACUCAGAGCUGCAAAACUUCUUGAGAACUCACAAAAACAAGAAGAAGAAGAAAGCAAAAUAUAUUUUUGAGGGCAACCAAGAAAAUAACACGGAUCUCAAGGCUGUUUACACAAAAGUGUUUAUCACAGAGGGAGAUAUGAAAGAUGUCAAUCAGGAACAUGAGAUUCAUAAGAUUGAUGAUGCUUUCAAGAAGAGAAAAACACAGGAUAAACCAAUUCAAUGCAAUGAUAUAUUUAUUGAACUAAGGAAAAUCGAUGAGGAGAAGAUUGUGCUGACCAAGGGAGUCGCUGGCAUCGGAAAAACUGUCUCUGUGCAAAAAUUCAUCCUGGACUGGGCAGAAGGAAACACCAAUCAGGAUAUAGACUGUAUGUUCCUGCUUCCAUUCAGAGAUAUCAACAAGAUUAAAGACAGAGAGGUCAAUCUCCAUGAGUUUCUGCUGAAAUUUUAUCCUGGAUUAAAGGACCUGGAGAAAUCAAAGCUAUAUGAGGAAUGUAAGCUUGUAUUUAUAUUUGAUGGACUUGAUGAGAGUCAAUUGCCAUUGGACUUUAAAAGCGAAACACUGGACACUGUUGAGGAAAGAGCAUCUGUAGAUGUGCUGUUUACAAGUCUGGUCAAAGGGACUCUGCUUCCAUCAGCUCUUGUGUGGGUGACAUCACGACCAGCAGCGGCCAAUCAGAUCCCUCCUCGGUAUGUGGGUUUGUUCACAGAGGUGCGAGGAUUCACAGACCAACAGAAGGAGGAGUACUUCAGAAAGAGAAUAACAGAUGAGAGUCUGGUCUCCAGAAUCAUCUCACACAUUAAGACGUCUCGUAGUCUCUAUAUCAUGUGCCACAUUCCUGUGUUCUGCUGGAUCACAGCCACAGUACUUCAAGAUAUUCUCAUCAACAACGAUGCAGAGAACAUCAGCACAACACUCACUGAAAUGUACAUUCACUUCCUGCUGAUACAGAUGAACAUGAAGAACAGGAAGUACGAUGAAAAAGAACAAAGACAACGCACAAAGCUCUUACAUUCAAAUAGAAAAAUGAUUCUUAAAUUAGCUAAGCUAGCAUUUAAACAGCUACAGAAGGAAAACAUUGUGUUCUAUGAGAAAGAUCUGGAAGAAUGUGGUAUUGAUGUGAGUAAAGACACUGAGUUCACAGGAAUGAUUGCUGAGAUCUUUAAGAAGGAAAAUGGACUUUAUGAGACAAAUGUCUUCUGCUUUGUGCAUCUGAGUGUUCAAGAGUUCCUCGCUGCAGUGCAUGUGUUCAUCUGCUACCUGAACAAGAACAUGCAGGAGCUUCAGUUUUUCUUUGAAGAUUCACAAACUACACUCAAACAAAAGCUUCAAUUCUUCUUUAGACAUGUCACAUUUCAUGACUUAACAAAGAGGGCCACUGAAAAAGCAAUGCAGAGUAAGAGAGGACAUCUGGACCUGUUCCUGCGGUUUCUGAUGGGAAUUUCACUGAAAUCCAGUCAAAAUCUGCUCAAAGGCCUGAUCACACACUCUAAAGACACUAAUGUGAGCAUCAGAAAAAUAAGUGCACACAUUAAAGAAUUACAAAAAGACAUCAACUACAUCUCAGAUGAAACUUCAGUAAACCUAUUUUACUGCUUACUUGAGCUCAAAGAUAAUUCACUCUAUGAGGAAAUAAAGAGCUACUUCAGUUCAGAGGAACAUCCAGGAAGAAACCUCUCAUCUUCAAUGUGCACAGUAAUGAUCUACAUACUGCUGAUGUCAGAGAUGGUGCUGGACGAGUUCAACCCAAAGAGGUUUGUAUAUUCAAACUUCAGGAGACUCCUCCCAGCUGUGAAGUGCUGCAGAAAAGCACUAUUUGAUGGCUGUGAUCUCAAUGAAACAUGCUGUGAAACUGUGUGUUCAGCUCUACAACUGUUAAACUCCCAUCUGACAGAGCUGGACCUAAGUAGCAAUGACCUGCAGGAUUCAGGAGUGAAGCUGAUUUAUGAUGGAGUGAAGAGUCCAUACUGUAGACUAAACAUACUGAGGCUGUGUGGGUGUAGUCUCACUGGUCAUUCCUGUGAAAGCCUAUCUUCAGCUCUACAAUCCCCAAACUGUGUCCUGAGAGAGCUGGACCUGAGUAACAAUGACCUACAGGAUUCUGGAGUGAAGCUUCUUUCUGAAGGACUGAAGAGUCCAAACUGUCAGCUGAAGACACUGAGAUUUUCCAUAUGUAAUCUCACUGCUCAGUCUUGUGAGAAUUUGUCUUCAGCUCUACAAUCCUCAAAGUCUGUUCUGAGAGAGCUGGAUCUGAGUAACAGUGACCUGCAGGAUUCUGGAGUGAAGCUUCUUUCUGAAGGACUAAAGAGUCUAAACUGUCACCUUGGUAUAUUGAGGUUGUCUGGCUGUAUGGUGACAGAGGAAGGCUGUGGUUAUGUGUCUUCAGCUCUGAGUUCAAACCCAUCACAUCUGAGAGAGCUUGAUCUGAGCUACAAUCACCCAGGAGAUUCAGGAGUCAGGCUACUCUCUGAAAAACUGGAGGAUCCAAAAUGCUCAUUGGAAAAACUCAAUGUGGAUCAUGGAGGAGAAUCCAGGAUUACAGCCGGACUCAAGAAAUAUGCCUGUUCUCUCACACUGGAUCCAAACACUGCAUACCCUCGUCUCGGUCUGUCUGAGGAGGACAGAAAGGCGGAAUGGGAGGAAGAGAAACACCCGUAUCCUGAUCAUCCGGACAGAUUUGAUCAUGUGUGUCAGGUGUUGUGUAGAGAGAGUGUGUGUGGACGCUGUUACUGGGAGAUUGAGUGGAGUGGAGGUAGAGAUUUGCAUAUAUCAGUGUCAUAUAAGAGCAUCGACAGGAAGGGAGGUGGUGAGUGUUGGUUUGGAGAAAAUGAUCAGUCCUGGAGUUUGUGCUGCAUUCCGACGUAUUAUUCAUUCACCCACAAUAAAAUGUUAACUAAUUUCCUUGUAAACCCCUACAAAACCACUGGUAGAACAGGAGUGUAUGUGGAUCACAGCGCAGGAACUCUGUCCUUCUACGACGUCUCUAACUCAAUGAGACACAUCUACACAGAACAGACCACAUUCACUCAGACGCUCUAUCCUGGGUUUAGAGUUGAAGGUGGAUCAGUGAAACUGUAUUGAUCAAUCAGAAGAGACUGAGCAGAGAUUCUACCCAUAAUGCUUUGAGCUGCAUGAUGAAUCAGUAACAGUGAGAUGUUAUAAAGUGUCUUCAUCUGAACUGAACUGCAGCUGAACUUCUGUCACUGAAAUAACAGAAUAAAUGUGUUUCAGAUAUCCUCAUUCACACAGUAAUAUCAGUGUGUGUGUGUGUGUGUGUGAGUCACAACAAAACAACCUACAUUUGUGUUUUUAUUAUAGUGUUACAUUAUUUGUACUAUUAUCAAAAUAAGCUUUCAAUUUAAAUGUAUCUUUCAUAAACAUGUAAUUCUCUGUUGUUUUUGUGCAUUAAUAAUAAACCACAAUGACAAUCAGCUUGA